AUGUCUCGCCGAUACGAUUCUCGAACAGUGAGUAACGCAUCUGACCAUCAAUCAAGGCCUGGGCCGACAUCUCCUCAGCUAUGACCAGGCUGGCACGUCUCUGUAGUGGCUUUCGUGAGCGCUGACGCGUUGUCGGUCGUGCCCACCCGCUCCUCCACCACUGCGUGCUGCCCACAGACCAUCUUCUCGCCCGAGGGACGACUCUACCAGGUCGAGUACGCACUCGAGUCGAUCAGUAAGCCGACGCAUGCUUCUGGGCCGGCUUGUGUUCGACCUUUGAGGCGUAGUGGGUGGUUGGAUGGGCACGGAGGAGCGUCGUCAGCUCGACACGCAAGCCUGAUCGAGAUGGAAUACCACCUCACAACAACAGAACAAUCGUCAUCAUUACGUAUGGCGAUAAUACGAGUUCACAUGGCACUCGACCGUACCCCAUCGACCCCCACUGCCGCGUGGCCCGUGCAGUCCCGGCUCCACCACCAGGCGACUCGAUGUGCUGACACGCUCUCACGCUCUCCCCGUUCCGCUAUCCUUCUCAGGUCAUGCCGGAACGGUCGUAGGCAUCCUCGCCCCUGGCCCCGCAGCAACCCCCUUCACCAGCUCAACCGAGGUCUCUGACGCGAUGGCCGUCGAUACCGCCGAGGUGCCAGCUGACGCGGCCGGAGUGGCUUCGACCUCGACACAAUCCACCGUUCCUCCCACCGCAACUGCAAGUACAUCCGCCAAGCCCGAGCUGUCUGCCGCAGCCAAGAAGAAGGAGGCAGAGGCCAAAGCCGAGCGAGAGCGCAAGUACCCGGGACCUCAGCGAGCGGGUAUCGUCCUCGCUGCGGAGAAGAAGGUGCUCAGCAAGUUGCUCGAGAAGGAGAAGGGUAGCAGCGAAAAGAUUUUCUUGGUCAAUGGGUGGGUUGAUUUGAACGUGCCUGCAUCGCGGGUAGCCGAAGCGCAAAUGGAGCGACAGGUCGCUGACCCGACUACGUUUUAUCGCCUCUGCAGCAAUGUCAUCACAGGCGUAGCAGGUUACAAUGCGGACGCCAACUCGCUCGUGAGCUAUGCUCGCAAUGCCGCACAGGUGAGUUCAUUAGACCGGCAUGAAACGACCAUUGCUCCAACCGGAGGGCUUUGACUCACCAUCGUGUCGUCGCUCCCCCCAUUCGCAGGGGCAUCUGUCCGCCUACAACGAGGAUAUGCCGGUCGAGCAACUCGUGCAGAAGCUGUGCGAUCUCAAACAGGGCUACACGCAAUUCGGAGGUGAGUCUAUACCUCGAAACGUGGACGGAUCUCGCCGAGCGAGAACCCUUACCAUCGUCGGCGAUCAUACAGGACUGCGACCAUUCGGUGUUUCGUUCCUCUUCGCUGGACAUGACCCGCAUCAUCAAUUCCAGCUGUACGCUUCGGAUCCGUCCGGUAACUACUCUGGGUGGAAGGCAACAUGCAUCGGCGCGAACAACGCGACCGCGCAGAGCCUGCUGCGACAAGACUACCGCGACGACAUUGGGUUGAACGAAAGUCUUGGAUUGGCUCUGAAGGUGCUGAGCAAGACGAUGGACUCAACGACACUUGAUUCGGAGAAGCGUGAGUUUUAAGCUCUGAGUGAGCUAGUCUUGCGAACAUCGAAGGGGAGCUAACUCUUCCCUGUGUUCUUCACAGUCGAACUCGCAACAUUGACGCUCGAUGCCCAGUCUGGAUUGCCUUUUGCUCACAUCUACAAGCCGCAUGAAAUCGACGCACUCUUAGAGAAGGAGGGGCUGAAGAAAGCCUCGGAGGUGGAGAUCUAA
Molecule: messenger RNA, 1772 nt
Organism: Microbotryum saponariae
Lineage: Eukaryota; Fungi; Basidiomycota; Microbotryomycetes; Microbotryales; Microbotryaceae
Source: the annotation of a GenBank genome assembly